AUGCCCGUCCCCUCCGUGACUGUCGGCCCCGUCCCUCUCGCCAAAGUCGCUACCGGCCUGAUGCGCCUCACCUGGGCUCCAAAGCACACGCCGGACGAGCAGGCCUUCGAGCUUAUGAAGAUGGCCAUCGACGAAGGCUCGACGACCUUCAACUCCGGCUACUUCUACGGCACCCCGCCCGACAUCACGGCCAACCUGAAGCUGAUCUCGCGCUUCUGCGAGAAGUACCCCGACUACAAGGACAAGUUCUUCCUCUCCGUCAAGGGAGGUAUCACGCCGCAGAUGAAGCCGAACGCCGACGUCGACUUCCUCCGCAAGCAAGUCACUGAGGUCAACGAGAUCCUCAAGCACCGCAAGAUGGACCUCUUUGAGAUCGCUCGCGUCGACAAGGAGGCUGGUCCCGAGAAGUCGAUGCAAAACCUGCUCACCCUUCGCGACGAAGGCCACUUCAAGUACAUCGGCAUCUCUGAAGCUUCCGCCGACACCAUCCGCCGCUCUGCCGCCGUUGGUCCCGUCGCCGCUGUCGAGCUCGAGUACUCGCCCUUCGCGACCGAAAUCGAGAAGAACGGCGUCCUCGAUGCCUGCAAGGAGCUGGGCAUCCCUAUCGCCGCCUACUCUCCGCUCGGCGCUGGCUUCCUCGGCAACAACUGGAAGUCGAAGGAUGAUAUCCCCGAGGGCGACAUGCGUCGGAACUUUGACAAGUUCUCCGACGAGCACUUCGAGCACAACAUGGAGCUCGUCCGCAAGCUUACCUCGAUCGCCGAGAAGAAGGGUGUCACGCCAGCGCAGCUCUCCAUCGCAUGGGUUGGCGCGCAGUGGGCGGGCAUCUCGGUUCUUCCCGGCUCGACCAACCCUCAGCGCGCAAAGCAGUGCCUUGAGGCCGCAGACAUCACGUUCACUCCCGACGAGCUCGCCGAAAUCCGCAAAGUCGUCGACAGCUUCGAGGUCAAGGGCGUCCGCUACAUGAAGAACGAGCACGUACAGAACUCGCUCUUCGGUUGA
Molecule: messenger RNA, 1002 nt
Organism: Rhodotorula toruloides NP11
Lineage: Eukaryota; Fungi; Basidiomycota; Microbotryomycetes; Sporidiobolales; Sporidiobolaceae
Product: pyridoxine 4-dehydrogenase
Exons: 8
Coding region: 1-1002 (333 amino acids)
Cellular component (GO): cytoplasm
Source: RefSeq, a predicted model, not a curated record